Ciona intestinalis (vase tunicate) is the source of this 1950-nucleotide messenger RNA. The record is from RefSeq and is a predicted model, not a curated record. NCBI's taxonomy places the organism in Eukaryota, Metazoa, Chordata, Ascidiacea, Phlebobranchia, Cionidae.
AAUUAAAGAUCAAUUAUAGUAUAUAAGUAUUCGGUAAUAUGGGUUAUUCAAAAGAUUAGUAUUCAAUACACAGUAAGCGUAAAAAAACCUAAAACCUGUUUCACAAAUCGGUUCCUAAAAUAAGUUACGCGUCACCUUUUAUACCAUGGGAGAGGUUAUUGCAUUGCGUGGCAAAUUUGGUUGACAUAUGAGAAUUUAGCGAACUGUGCCAGGUGGGGUUUAUCCAUUUUUGCUUACUAGCAGAAAUAUAUUAACAAUAUUUGUUCUAACAAAUCAUUAAAUCGUAUGAUUCUAUUUUAAAUUUAAAACACAAGAUAAUUUUUAAGUGCAGUGACACGCGGGAAUAGCCAUUUUAAAAUCCCGCGCGAAUUUUAAAACGGACUGCCUUUUAUUACGUCAUAAAGGUUACACGAUGCAGUUCAAUGUACAAUAUUCUUUAAAAACAAUGUUAUUGAUAUGUGUUUAUAACUUUUUUAUUCUAUAUAAUAUUUAUACAGGCGUUAGAAAGUGAUAUCGUACGAGCCAAUAAUGGCAAGUCAAAGUUCGGACUACUUUUUUGACCGAAGUCAGAGUUUGUUUCCCGAUUCGCAACAAGUUUUCAGCGGCAUCGGAUCAACGCCACCCCCGCUUUUUACACAAGAUAAAACUAACAAAAGAUCCUUCAAUCCUCCAUCUAAAAUUCAAAGUGAUUUUUGUGCAAGGUCCAACAGCAGAAACACCACAAAGCCUGACAAUUCAAACCAAGGUUUUUGCAUUCCUGCUUCUCCAAUACCUCAGCCAGAGCUACCAAAAUUUCGAGCACCGUUUUCGCAGCACACAGUUAGCCAAAAAGUAACAGGCAAUGGAAAACUACACCAUUUCCCAUCUACCCUAGCCCCUGAAGCUUUGUCUAGAGUUGAAAAUUUUAUUAACAAAAGAAGAAGUUUUCCAGCAGCGAGCCAAUCACAGAAGAAAACAUGGCAGGCUCCGAAAACAGCUCCUAUUGACCUCAGGUCACCUCCAGCAAAGAAAGAAAAGCUAAUGACGGUGCCUGAGACACCAUUUGUGGUAAAUAAAAAGAUCGCAGCAUCCGAAGAGAGCUUUGAUCUUAACUUGGAUGACAGUGAUGAGGAAGAUAGAGGAGCGAUCUUUGGACCUUCACUGAGGACGCCAUCUUGUGUCCAACUUCCCCCUAAGAGGACACCCGGUGGUCGUAUGAAGGACGGAGUGAAAUUACGACCAAUCGAAGAAAUUCCUGACAAAUAUCGAUCGGUUUUCAAUGGAAUCCCAUGUUUUAAUGUGGUGCAAUCAAAGGUAUUUGAAGAUGCUUUAUACACCAACAAGCCGUUAGUGGUGUGUGCUCCAACUGGUUCUGGGAAAACUGUGAUAUUUGAACUUGCAAUUGUAAGGAUGCUCGUUAAUAGUGGUGGGAACCCACAAGGGAAACGUAAAGGAGGAAACAGCAUGUCAAAAGUUGUUUAUAUGGCUCCAAUCAAAGCACUUUGUACUGAGAGACAUGAGGAUUGGUCGAGGAAAUUCUCACCUCUUGGCUUAGAAUGCCAGGAGUUGACUGGAGAUUCAGAUAUUGAUGAUUUCUGGCAACUUCAGAAAGCCGACAUCAUCCUUACUACUCCUGAGAAAUGGGACAGUAUGACACGUAGAUGGAGGGACAACACGUCACUUGUUAGGAGGGUCCAUCUUUUUCUUAUUGAUGAAGUUCAUCUCCUGAAUGAUGAGGCUAGAGGUGCUACUAUGGAGGCGGUAGUAAGCAGAAUGAAGACUGUGCAGUCAUGUACAAACGCAGGCAAAGAUACAGGGUUAAGGUUUGUGGCAGUGUCAGCUACUAUUCCCAACACAGAAGAUAUAGCAGAGUGGUUGGGAACCUCUGGCCAGCCUGCAGUAGCGUUUGACAUGGAUGAAAGCUACCGUCCAGUAAAUUUCUGUUACUAUUUUGCUUUUGGAAAUGUGUAA